Naegleria gruberi is the source of this 1065-nucleotide messenger RNA. RefSeq lists its product as uncharacterized. The coding region runs from base 1 to 1065 and encodes 354 amino acids. Lineage: Eukaryota; Heterolobosea; Eutetramitea; Acrasida; Naegleriidae. The record is from RefSeq and is a predicted model, not a curated record. The transcript has a single exon.
AUGUCAUCUAGUGAUAAUUUAUCUAAGAAAUUAUUAAUUUCCUAUCUAUCAGCAGUUUAUCAAUGUAACAACAAGUAUUUAAAUCAUAAUUUAAUAUUACAAUCACAAGUACCUGAGGAUGUCUUGUUGGCAUUGAAGAAAUCAUGUGAACUUUCGGAAACGUUUCGAGCUUUGGAAGAUGAACAAUCGAGAGAACAAGGAUUCCGAAAAAAGAGAAAUUCACAUGAAACUGAAACAAUUAUUUCCAAAAUGACACUUGCCAAUCAUGUCAAUGUUGAAGAACCAACAACACUAGCUGCAGUUACACAACAAUUAGCUGAAAAGAUUAAACCUGAGGAACAGUCGUGCUUGCCAACUGCUGAGGAAAUUCAAUUAAUGUUAACUCAAUCGAAAUUGAUGCGUGCAAAGGCAGCUAAAUUUUCAAUGUUUAAGGCAAUUCACACCAAAGUUUUGAAAUGUUUCAGAAAUGAUGUCAAUACGAUGGCUCGUUUCUCAAAAUUUGCCAAAUCAUUUAGGGAAUGGAACACACCCAAUUCAAUGUAUAAUACCUUUUAUAGAGAAUUGACAAUUAUGAAUAGAAUUAAGCAAGAUGAAAUGAAAAAUAUGCAAAAUAGAGAAGCAAGUGAGAAUGUUUCUUCUCAAUUAUUGGAAACUAAGAAGGAAGAAAAACCAGAAAAUGAAGAAUCGGAUGAUGUAGCAUUAGGAUUUGAAAGUUUGAAAUACGACAAGAAAUUAUCUAAAAGGAAAAAUCAAACCAGACUUUCCACACUUAUUCAUACAUUCUACGAUGAGGAACAUGAUGAUUUAAUCGAAUGCUUAUUAGAAACUCAAACUACAGAACAAUGCGUAAGGCAAUGGCAAAGUUUAUUCAUCCCAGUUUCGUCCUGUUUCUGUAUCGAUCACAUGCAAAGUUGCCUCAAUGUCAACCUCCAUGAUUUCUCUCAAAAUGGACCAAAUGCCAAAACUAAUUCUCUAGGAUUCAUCGAUUGUGCAACUCUCAAAAGUGAUUGCAAUUCAUUUAUGGAACAAAUUUUCCACGAACAACCAACAAGUGAUGAUAAAUAA